AUGACGCAGAAGUCGUAUCAAAUCCCUACGCAUCUUUCAGUCCCUCUUUUUUUAUUGAGCAGUACCUGCCAUGCUCUUUUGGACAGAUUUCUUGAGGAGAACUUCUCAGAUCAGAUGUAUCCUCAUCAUCUGGACUCAGAAGAUGACAGCCAACUGACCUCCUGUGAUUUUGAGUCACUGUGCCACUGGACUUUAUCAAAUCACAGCGACCAAAGUGACUGGUCAGUGGUGUUGCCCCAGCAACCAGAAAUCACUCAGACGGGGAUAAUGCCAGACACUGAUCACUCAGUGGGAAGCUCUGAUGGGCACUUCCUCCUCCUAAGCUCCACCCCUGCCGCAGAGGCCUCUAGGAGAUGCAAGUACCACUUAGCCAGCCCGGUCUUGCCAGGAAACAACAGGCACUGCAUCCUGCAGGUGGCUCUGUAUGAGUCCGGUCCAGCGGUGGGGAACCUCACGCUCCUGAUCAAGCCGGUUCACUCAGGCUCAGCUGUUCACUCUGUGGAUCUCAACCACAGGAGACCUGAUGAACGCAGGGCUGAGUGGGAGGUUCUGGAGACUGUGAUUGGUCAGGUGGACGAGCCCUUUCAGGUGAUUCUGCUCUACACUUCCUGUUUGAGCGAAGAUGGAGGCACCGUGGCACUGGACUCUCUGGAGCUCAUAGACUGUGAAUCAGAACACCAGGGCAUCGGACUGGACGCGGCUUGUGGGGAAUCUUUCCACUGUGAAAGUUCAGGCGGGUGCAUCGACCAGAGCCAAGUGUGCAACUUCCACACCGACUGUCCUUUAGGAGAAGACGAGGGCUUCAUCUGUGGUGCUCUUCCAUUUGGCUCUCACUGUUCAUUUGAGCUGGAUGCAUGUGGUUGGUCUGUGUCCAACCAUCACUCGGCCUGGAGAAGAGUAGCUGGAGACGAACUUCUGGAGAAAGAAGACAUGCAGGGUGUCACUCUGCAGAGAACCCCAGGGCACUUCCUGUUUCUGCGGGUAAGAGAGAGUAAUUCCCUGCAAGAGGCGUCCAUUCAGAGCUUGUCUUUCGCUCCCCCCGUCUCUACGACUGCAUGUCAGAUGCGUUUCUCUCUGUACCUUUAUGGAGACUUUAAUGGUACAUUGCUGGUGGCUAUAGAGGAGAAUGGGACUACGACUGCUCCCCUGGUCUGGGAGAGAAAUCAUCAGUGGACAGACGACUGGGAAGAUGUUGCCCUGCAGCUGACCGGCCUUCAUCAUGGAUUCCACGUAAAGGUGACAGCUGUGUGGGGAAAAGGCUCUAAUGCUGAUGUUGCUCUCGAUGACAUUGCAAUUGGAGCUGCCUGCUUUGACACAGAUCUGAACUCGCUUCUGCCCUUGACUCACUUGGAGGAUUUCUUAAGCCCCCUUCCAGAGCCUUUAGCCUCAGAGGUUUCAUUGAUGACAUGGUGGUUUAACUCAUGUGGUGCCAGUGGUCCCCAUGGCCCAACCCAGGCCCAGUGUGACAACACCUACAGGAACAAAAAUGUCAAUGUUACUGUGGGGAAGGAAGAUCCCUUCAAAGGAGUCCAGAUGUGGAGGGUUCCUGCUACGAACAGAUAUCUGAUCUCUGCUUAUGGGGCUGCAGGAGGGAAAGGAGCCAAAAACCACAACAAACACAACCAUGGGGUCUUCAUAGCUGCCAUAUUUCCUCUGGAGAAAGGAGAUAUACUUUACAUCUUGGUGGGCCACCAGGGAGAGGAUGCGUGCCCUGGGAGAAAUCCACACACGCAGAGGAUCUGCUUGGGAGAGUCGUCAGUGAUUGAAGACAAAGUCAGGGGAGAGACCGGUGGAGAGUGGGCUGGCGGAGGAGGCGGAGGAGGGGGAGCCACCUACAUCUUCAAGAUGGAGGUAGGUGAGCUGGUUCCCUUGCUGAUUGCGGCUGGUGGAGGAGGAAAUGCUUACUUGGAGGACCCAGAGUCCAGUCUGGACCAGAUACCACUGGAGCAGUAUGAAAACAGCACCAUAGCUCCCAGCACCAGUGGUCAAACCGGUGCUGCAGGUGGAGGUGGAGGCUGGAAAGACAGACCCAGUCCCCACCUGGAAGCAGGAAAGUCUCUGGUGGAGGGUCCUGAGGGGGGGUCCUCGUGUUCACUCGCUCUGUCCAAGCUCAGCUGGUCGACCUUUGGGGGCUUUGGUGGUGGAGGUGGGGCUUGCACAGCUGGAGGCGGUGGAGGAGGUUACAGAGGAGGUGACGCUGCGCUGACAGAUGAGAUCACAGCCGACGGUCAGAAUGGAAUCUCAUUCAUUCAUCCGAUGGGAGAGAUUUUCCUUCAGCCUCUGGCAGCCAUGGAGAGUCACGGCGAGUGUGAGAUCAAGGUGCAGCUGAACUGCAGCCACUGUCAAACACAGAGCUGCAAACGAGAUGAGGAUACCCACCUCAUCCUGUGUCUCUGCGACGGCGACGACGAAGUCCUGGCCAGUGACAACGUCACAUGUGUCAGCACCAUAGCUUCUCAAGGCCCGGCUCUGCAGGGCCAGAUGUCGACGUCUUUGAUCUUGGCAGUCGUGGUCUCCACCAUUGCGAGCGGCAUCGCGCUGAUCUGCACUAGUGUCAUCCUCAUGUGGUACCGCAGGAAGAACGACCUGCAUGCAGUGAGGGGGCAUCUGCACAGUCCAGAAUACAAGCUGAGCAAGAUCCGCUCCUCCACCAUCAUGACAGACUACAACCCCAACUACUGCUUUGCAGGGAAGGCCGCCUCACUCAAUGAACUGAAGGAAGUACCACGCAAGAACAUAACACUUCUCAGGGCUCUCGGCCACGGUGCAUUCGGUGAAGUCUAUGAAGGACAAGUUCUGGGGAUGAGCAGCGAUAACAGCCCCCUGCAGGUUGCCAUAAAGACUCUUCCAGAAAUCUGCUCCGAACAGGAUGAAAUGGAUUUCCUGAUGGAGGCCCUGAUUAUGAGCAAGUUCAGCCAUGACAACAUUGUGCGCUGCAUCGGCGUCAGUCUGAAUAUUCUGCCUCGUUUUAUCCUGCUGGAGCUGAUGACCGGAGGAGACAUGAAGAGCUUCCUGAGACAGAACAGGCCACGGGCUGGCCAGACCUAUUCUCUCACCAUGCGGGACCUGCUGCAGAUGGCCAGAGACAUCGCCUUCGGCUGUCGCUACCUGGAGGAGAACCACUUCAUACACAGAGACAUUGCUGCUAGAAAUUGCCUGCUUACCUGCCCUGGACCAGAAAGAGUGGCCAAAAUUGGCGAUUUUGGCAUGGCUCGAGACAUAUACAGAGCCAGCUAUUACAGGAAAGGUGGCCGUGCCAUGCUGCCAGUCAAGUGGAUGCCACCGGAGGCCUUCAUGGAGGGAAUCUUCACCUGCAAGACUGAUACAUGGUCAUUUGGAGUGCUGCUGUGGGAGAUCCUCUCUCUGGGUUUCAUGCCGUAUCCUUGUAAAACCAACCAAGAGGUGCUGGAGUUUGUCACCAGUGGAGGCAGAAUGGAUCCUCCCAAGAGCUGUCCGGGCCCUGUCUAUCGGAUCAUGACCCAGUGUUGGCAACACUGUCCCGAGCACCGGCCCAACUUCUCUACUAUCCUGGAGAGAAUUAACUACUGCUCUCAAGACCCAGAUGUGAUCAACACACCCCUGCCAGUGGAAAAGGCCCCCACCGCAGAGGACAAAGGCAGCACAAUAAUUCGCCCCUCUGACCACUCCUCCGCCAGCCUCACUCCGCUCCUGGUUUCCCAUCCUGUUUCCCAGGCUUUCCCCUCCCAGCUGGGUCUCUCCUCUCUGGGUCCAACACCUCUUCCCCCACAGCCUACCAAACCCCGUCUACUCCUCCAGAAGACCCAACCUGUCCACCAUGAAGUGACAUCAUGCCGCGAGGCUUUGCAGCCGAGCUGGGCUGAGCCUGUUCCUGCCCCUGGUUUGUCAACAGGAGGCCACUGGCUCCAACCUGAGUCUCCUCAUCACCGACCUUGCUCCAGAAACAGCUCCUCCUCGGGGAGCCAGAGGCUGAAGAACAAGACGAAGAACCUGUGGAACCCCACAUAUGGUUCCUGGGUUUUGGAAAACCUCCGGGGGAAGAAAACCCUCGCUCACACUCAGUCCAUGCCGCUCUCAAGCUCUGCUGCUACCGUCUCCAACACACUGACUCCUCAGACCUGCAACCCAACCUUAGAGAGCAACGAGGCUGAGUGCAACAGCACCCAUGUCAGCCCUUCCAGCACUCCCUCGACCUCAUCCCCAUCCUGCCUGGCUAAAUCUGCGCCGAGUACGUCCUCCCAUAAGGCCCCGACAGGCGGCACCAUAAAAGCUGGUAUGGACCUGGCUAAGCUCCAGAGUUUCCCCUGUGGCAACGUCAACUAUGCCUACGAUGAGCAAAGCUACGAGGCAGAGAGCCUUCCCUUGGUCAUGCCCAAAACCCCAGACGCCACGACAAACACCAGCUCUGCGCCCAGUGUCUCCUCAGGGACGAGCUUGGGACUGGCGUUAGGCCUCCAUAGCUCCUCAUCUUGUAUGCCCAAGCUGCUGCUGAAGCGCCACGCCAGCUACGGACACGAGGACGUGAGGAGACACAGCAAAGCUGAGAAACCCACCCGUGACCGGGACUCAGGCUUUUCUCUGUCCGAAGACCUCAGCGUUACCCCCAUUUAA
Molecule: messenger RNA, 4590 nt
Organism: Cyclopterus lumpus (lumpfish)
Lineage: Eukaryota; Metazoa; Chordata; Actinopteri; Perciformes; Cyclopteridae
Gene: ltk
Product: leukocyte receptor tyrosine kinase
Exons: 30
Coding region: 1-4590 (1529 amino acids)
Biological process (GO): protein phosphorylation; multicellular organism development; positive regulation of kinase activity
Cellular component (GO): signaling receptor complex; membrane
Molecular function (GO): transmembrane receptor protein tyrosine kinase activity; protein binding; ATP binding
Source: RefSeq, a predicted model, not a curated record